Molecule: messenger RNA, 1632 nt
Organism: Linum tenue
Lineage: Eukaryota; Viridiplantae; Streptophyta; Magnoliopsida; Malpighiales; Linaceae
Source: the annotation of a GenBank genome assembly
GGCCAGACUCUAUCUAAUGAGCCCAUAUUAAAAGCCCACAGACCACGGCGGGAGAAAUCAGUACUCAGCAGUCAGCACAGCAGCUUCACUCAGCGAGACGAGCUCAGAAGUCAGAAGUCAGAACUCUGCAAUCAAAGUUACUUACGAACAUGGAGAAGUCACUGGCGACGCUUGAUAACGGCACGACAUGCUCCUCCUGGAACUACUCCGGACAGCGGUUGGCCACCGGCUCUGUCGACGGGACGCUUUCCAUCUUCGAUUCCGGCGACCCUGCUUCCACCUCCUUCAAAUGCACCUCUAAAGCUAGGGUUAGUGAGAGUGGUGUUGUGAAGCUAGUAUGGAUUCCGCCGGUAAUUGGCGAUGCAGUGGCUUGCAUUGACGGGAACGGAAGCUUGUCUCUGUGGGAAGAGUUGGCUGAAGAUGCUCAAGCUGUUGAUUGGAAGCACUGCAAAAGCUUCCAGAGCAACUCUGCAAAAAUGUUGGACGUUCAAUUUGGAGUUUUCCGGACAAUUUUAAAGAUGGUUGUGGCAUAUUCGCAUGGUCAAGUGAAAGUUUACGAGCUCUCAAAUUCAUUAGAGUUGAAGAACUGGCAGCUUCAGGCUGAGUUCCAGAAUUUGACUGAUUCAGUAGCUAAAUUGGCCGAGGCUACAUGCUUCUCUGCUUCCAUCUCUUGGAAUCCACAAAGGGGUGAUGGCCAGGAGUUAAGCUUUGUAUUGGGCUUCAAUUCGGAUACACCACAGCUCAACUCCUCCAAGGUGUGGGAGUUCGAUCUAGACCACCAACGAUGGGUCCCGGUGGCCGAGCUGGCUUUACCUGAAGACAGAAAAGAUCAGGUUUUCUCCGUUGCAUGGGCACCAAACAUUGGCAGGCCAUAUGAGGUCAUUGCUGUUGCUACUCACAAGGGAAUUGCCAUAUGGCACCUGGGAUCCAACCCCGACGUCCAAGGCAGACUCGCAGUUGAGAGGGUUGCAUUACUCUCUGGCCACGAGGCAGAGGUUUGGCAAAUGGAAUGGGAUAUGAGUGGGAUGACUCUAGCAACCACAGGGAGUGAUGGAAUGGUGAGACUAUGGCAGUCCAACUUGAACGGCGUCUGGCAUGAACAAGCCGCAUUUGAGCCCACUACCUAGCUCCUGCCUCUUGGCAUCAUCUGCACUAUAUAUUCCUUUUUGGAGUCCUAGCCUGCUCUAUCUUCUCUCACAGGCUUUUGAAUGGGUCAUUGCUCUGAAACAUGAACAUUCCUUUUGUAUAUUGGUGCUUACCAUUAAAAAGGAAGAAAGACGGCUUAGUUGGUAUCUCCCAUAGAAGUGUCUUUUUUUUUUUACAUUGUUUGACCCUUUCAAUCGCGGGAAAAAGUCUUCAUCUUGUCUUUUACAUUGCUUAUUACCAGGUAAAAUUAGUUGAAGAGUGGCUUCAGCUAGGAGAAUGUUUUCAACGACAAAAUGUUGAAGCCGACUCUCGGCUGAAAGAACGACACUAGGUAGUUCUCUAGUGUUUGUAUCUUUCGCGUUCAGAAACUGCUAAACUAGUAAACAGAACGCAAGGUUACGGUUCCAGUUCUGGUUUGAUCACAUAGCUCUUCCUAACUUCUGAUUUGUAUAUUUUAAAUUCCAUCGUAGAAUAAUUUGAAUCUCA